This is a messenger RNA of Nerophis lumbriciformis (worm pipefish), 1215 nucleotides long. NCBI's taxonomy places the organism in Eukaryota, Metazoa, Chordata, Actinopteri, Syngnathiformes, Syngnathidae. The record is from RefSeq and is a predicted model, not a curated record.
AUGGAGAACUCGACCAAUCAAACUCUGGGCGUGUGGAUCGCCUCGAGCGUGCAGUACAAGGUGAUCAGCACGGCGCUUCUGCUGUCGAUUUGCGCGGCGGGUGUGGUGGGCAACGUGAUGGUGGUGCUGGUGGUGUUGACCACCAAGCACAUGCGCACGCCCACCAACUGCUACUUGGUGAGCCUGGCCGCCGCCGACCUGAUGGUGCUGAUGGCGGCCGGUUUGCCCACGGCGGUCGACGGCGCGUUCGGUUCCUGGGUGUUCGGUCACUCGGGGUGCCUGUGCAUCACAUAUCUGCAGUACCUGGGCAUCAACGCGUCGUCGUGCUCCAUCACAGCCUUCACCAUCGAGAGGUACAUCGCUAUCUGCCACCCCAUCAAGGCGCAGUUCCUGUGCACCCUAUCCCGUGCUAAGAAGAUCAUUCUCAUCGUUUGGACGCUGACUUCAGCCUACUGCGUCAUGUGGUUCUACCUGGCCGACCUGCAGGUGUUAGUUUACGACAACGCCACGGUGAGGGCGUGCGGUUACAGGGUGUCCAGGAAGUUCUACCUGCCCGUGUACUUCUUCGACUUUGGAGUGUUCUUCGUCGUGCCGCUGUUGCUCAGCGCGGUGCUGUACGGGCUCAUCGGGCGCAUCCUCUUUCUCAACCCGCUGCCCUCUGACCCUAAGGAGCAGCGGCAGUUGCAGGAGCGCAACAGCAACGAUGACAAGGGCAAGAAGAGCUGCAGGAACUCCAGGCACUCCAGCUCCACGGCAGCCUCGCGGAGACAGGUAACCAAAAUGCUCGCGGUGGUGGUGAUCCUAUUCGCCGCACUGUGGAUGCCAUACCGCACCCUAGUGGUAGUCAACUCCUUCCUGGACCGUCCAUACCUGAACAACUGGUUCCUGCUUUUCUGUCGGGUAUGCGUGUACCUGAACAGCGCCAUCAACCCGCUCAUCUAUAACGCCAUGUCGCAGAAGUUCCGUGCCGCCUUCCUAAAGAUCUGCCGAUGUGGACGCGGAAGAUCCGACAAGCCGGCUAGCGGUGCUUACGGUGUAACGCUGAGCUACAGCGCCGUCAAGGACUCCUCCGUGGCUGAGAGCGUCGACCAUUUCACCACCGACAUGGAAGAGAUAACCGUCACUGACGAGCUCCUGGCGGAGCACAAGGCUGUUUUCACAGGAUCUUCUUCGCCUCCCUCUUACGGCAAAGUGGACUUCACGAUGCAGGCUUGA